GCCAGGGGGCCGGGGCUGAGGAGAAGCGGUGGCGGGGCCGGGACGAUGUCCGUGUGCAGGGCAUUGCCGGGGCGGCGGAGGCCUCGGGGGGCGGGAUGAAAGAAGCGGCGCAGAUGCAAGGGCGGGAGGGUGCGGGGGCCUGGCGCUCGGUCGGCACCCAGACGGGCAGCGUCACCGGUCAAAUUCCAAGACUUUCGAAAGUCAACCUUUUCACUCUGCUCAGCCUCUGGAUGGAACUCUUUCCAACUCCUGGACAGAAUCAAGAGUCACAGAAAAAGGAAGCAGAAAGCUGUGGACACUUAGAAAAGAAUGAAGACACUGCAAAAAUAUUGGCUGAUAAAAAGCAGGUGAAAAAAACUGGCCUUGUGGUGGUGAAAAACAUGAAAAUUGUUGGUCUUCAUUGUUCAAGUGAAGAUUUACAUGCUGGCCAAAUUGCUGUUAUUAAGCGUGGAUCAAGGCUGAAAAAUUGUGAUCUUUAUUUUUCCAGAAAACCCUGUUCAGCAUGUUUGAAAAUGAUUGUAAACGCUGGAGUGAACAGAAUUUCUUACUGGCCCGCUGAUCCAGAAAUAAGCCUUCAUCCAGAGGUUUCAAAUCCUACAAGUACUGAAGACGCAAAGCUAGAUGCCAAAGCAGUGGAAAGACUGAAAUCAAACAGUCGGGCCCAUGUCUGUGUGUUACUUCAACCCCUGGUGUAUAAUAUGGUGUCAUUUGCAGAGGAAACAUCCUACAAGUGUGAUUUCAUUCAAAAAAUUGCAAAAGCACAGCCUGACUUGAAUAGCGACUUUUAUUCUGAAUGUAAACAAGAAAGAAUAAAGGAAUUUGAAAUAUUAUUUCUGGUUUCAAAUGAAGAGAUGCAUAAGCAAAUACUGAUGACUAUCGGCUUGGAGAAUCUAUGUGAAAAUCCAUACUUUAGCAGCCUAAGACAAAAUAUGAAAGACUUCAUCCUUCUUUUGGCCACAGUGGCUUCCAGUGUGCCCAACUUUAAACACUUUGGAUUUUAUUGUAGUGAUGCCCAGCAGCUUCAAGCACUGCACAAUGAAAGCUUGUCCCAAGAAAUUGCGAGGCACUGUAUGGUUCAGGCCAGGUUAUUGGCAUAUCGGACUGAGGAUCAUAAAACAGGAGUUGGAGCAGUAAUUUGGGCAGAAGGGAAAUCUAAAAAUUGUGAUGGAACAGGAGCUAUGUAUUUCAUAGGCUGUGGAUACAAUGCCUUUCCCGUUGGAUCCGAGUAUGCUGACUUCCCACAUAUGGAUGACAAACAGAAAGACCGCGAGAUAAGAAAAUUCAGAUACAUUAUUCAUGCUGAGCAGAACGCCUUGACAUUUAGAUGCCAAGAAAUAAAACCCGAAGAGAGAAGCAUGAUUUUUGUAACUAAGUGCCCAUGUGAUGAGUGUGUACCUUUAAUUAAAGGUGCUGGCAUCAAGCAGAUCUAUGCAGGCGAUGUAGACAUUGGAAGAAAAAAGGCAGACAUCUCUUACAUGCGGUUUGGAGAACUUGAGGGUGUUAACAAAUUUACAUGGCAGUGGAAUCCUUCAGAGGCUCAUAUUCCUAAUCAAGCUGAUCCUGAAAGCAGAGAGAAUGGCGUUUUGAAAACCAAGUUACUGGAGGAAGACCACCACCAAAAGAAGAAGUUAUGUCUUGGAGAUGGUUAAAAGCAGCCCUUCCUGAAUGAGAGUGAGAGUGAAGGUGUUGAUUAUUUUGAUAGCACUUUUAUAUUCCAGCCAAUAAGGAUGGAUCUUAAUGAAUGACUACAAUGUAUUUUUAAAUAUGCUAAUUUAUUAUUUGAAUGUGAAUAAUGUUAACAAGAAUAUUUUUGUUUAGAUUUGGUGACUGUUUUAGAGACUUCAAUAGUGUGUGUUAUCAUUACACUAAAUGAGAUGGUAAUGGUGAAUACAGAAUGAUGUAUGGUUGCCUUUUGGUUUUCCCAAA
Molecule: messenger RNA, 1926 nt
Organism: Ornithorhynchus anatinus (platypus)
Lineage: Eukaryota; Metazoa; Chordata; Mammalia; Monotremata; Ornithorhynchidae
Gene: CDADC1
Product: cytidine and dCMP deaminase domain containing 1
Exons: 10
Coding region: 96-1649 (517 amino acids)
Biological process (GO): dUMP biosynthetic process; dTMP biosynthetic process
Cellular component (GO): cytoplasm
Molecular function (GO): zinc ion binding; dCMP deaminase activity
Source: RefSeq, a predicted model, not a curated record